CCCGCCCAAAGCAUGCAGUGCUCGUCGUGCCUGGUGGCGGCCCUGAGCUGCGUCCUGGUGGCCCUGGGGCUGCUGCUCCUGUGGCUCUACGGCCACACGCCGAGCCGCUACGGGAAGCACGCCGAGGAGGCGGGCGAGGAGGGGCGGCGGCGGCGGCAGCGGCGCCGCCUCCACCUGCCCGCCCGCUGCGCCUGGUUCCUGCAGGAGCUGCCCGCUUUCCUGGUGCCCGCGCUGCUCCUGGCGCUGCGCAGCCCGCCGCGCUUCGCGCCCCUCGGCUGCCGGCUGCUGGGCGGCAUGUUUUGCGGCCACUACUUCCACAGGACAUUCAUUUACUCAUUCCUCACAAGAGGCAGACCUUUCCCGUUGCAAACACUACUUUAUGGCAUGCUGUUCUGUGUCUAUAACGGCUUCCUUCAGGGUUACUACAUGGUUUACUGCGCUGAAUACCCAGAUGACUGGUACAACGACAUAAGGUUUACAUCAGGUAUUUUGUUGUUUUUGUGCGGAAUGGGCAUCAAUAUUCACAGUGAUUUCCUGCUACGCCAGCUAAGAAAACCUGGGGAGCACAUUUACAAGAUUCCACAAGGAGGACUAUUUGCAUAUGUGUCUGGAGCAAACUUUUUUGGUGAGAUACUGGAAUGGUUUGGCUAUGCAAUAGCAACCUGGUGCCUACCAGCUUUUGCCUUUGCGGUUUUUACAGUGUGCUUCGUUGGGCCACGUGCUUAUCAUCAUCACAGGUACUACCUAAGAAAAUUCACAGGCUACCCAAGAUCAAGAAAAGCCUUGAUUCCUUUUGUAUUCUAA
Euleptes europaea (tarantolino) is the source of this 804-nucleotide messenger RNA. RefSeq names its product steroid 5 alpha-reductase 2 (gene SRD5A2). Gene Ontology annotation, biological process: steroid biosynthetic process. NCBI's taxonomy places the organism in Eukaryota, Metazoa, Chordata, Lepidosauria, Squamata, Sphaerodactylidae. Gene Ontology annotation, molecular function: 3-oxo-5-alpha-steroid 4-dehydrogenase activity. The record is from RefSeq and is a predicted model, not a curated record. The coding region runs from base 13 to 804 and encodes 263 amino acids. Gene Ontology annotation, cellular component: membrane. The transcript is spliced from 5 exons.